This is a messenger RNA of Lathyrus sativus (Indian pea), 1122 nucleotides long. The record is from the annotation of a GenBank genome assembly. Lineage: Eukaryota; Viridiplantae; Streptophyta; Magnoliopsida; Fabales; Fabaceae.
AUGGAGAAAUAUGCUAGUCGCACUCUUUCCGGCCGCGGCCAACUCACGGUAGUGCCGCCAUCACCACGCCUUGUACGUUCUCAAAGCAACGGGAGUUUGGCGACUAUUACAACCCCGGAGAGAACCCCGCGGAGGUUCAGCUCUGGGGAAAAACUAACGAAUAGCCACCGUUCGAAAUCAACAUCUAAGAUAAGAACUGAAAACAACGAAGAGAACACAAAAUCCAAUGAUAAGAAGAAGAGUAAUAGCAAGCUGUUACAAUAUGGAGUUAGCCCCGAUCGUAAUGGAGCUUCAAAGAGAACCACAUUGCCUUCCGCGUGGGCGCUUUCGCCGGGAAGGCAAUCCCUCGGUUCUCCGAUUUGGCCCGAGUCACCACCGCCUAAAGCAAAGGGAAGCAAUGGCAACGGUGGUGGUAAAGUUGGUAAUAGUGUUACUAAAGUUUUCAACUACUUUAAGCAGAGGAAAGUUUCAUCCAUGCAAGAAGAAAUGCACCAUAAGUUCAAGAUCUUACAUAACAGACUUUUGCAAUGGAGAUUUAUUAAUGCUAGAGCUGAGGUUUCCAUGGCUAGGGUAAAAAAUGCUGCUGAGAUAAAUUUGUUUUCUGUAUGGCUUGAAACUCUAAUGCUAAGAAAGAUCACAAUACAAAAGAGAAUUGAAGUACAAAAAGUCAGACAUAUGAUGAAGCUCCAACGCAUUCUGAGUGGUCAACUUUCCUUUCUGAAUGAAUGGAAAAAACUGGAAAAAAAGAAUAAAGAAUCAAUCGAAAGAUUAACAAAGAAGUUGUUAACAUUGUCUACCAUACUUCCCUUAAGUCAUGGUCUCAAGGUAAAUAUAGAGGCCUUGUUUGAAGCUUUCAACACAGCUGUUGAAGUCAUGGAGAAUAUUGAACCUUUGAUUAAGAAAUAUCAACCACAGAUAGAGAGAAUUCUUUAUCAAGUUACGGAACUCACUGCCACAUCAAAACAGGAAGAAGAGUGCUUACAUCUACUUCUCCAAAUGGUUUCUUUUAUUACUAUUUUACUAGAAAAUGAAAAAAGUGUUCAAGUACAUCUUAUUCAAAGAAAGAUCGAAUCUAAUACUGCAAACUACUCCUGUAACAAUAUUGCUCAAUCAUGUAAAUGA